GGGGGCGGGGAAAGCACACGCCCAGCUGCGCGCUGGCCCCGCCCGGGACCCGGCGGGAGCGCGGGGCCAUCCUCUUCCUCCUUUGCUAGCGCUGGGCUGAGCCCGGAGCCGAGAAACUGAGUUGGCUCUGAGCUCCCUGUUUGGUUUCUGGGCGGCGGCAGCCGGAGGAGGAACAUGGCGCUCGUAGGCAACGGAGCAGAGUUGGAAGCGGACGAGGAUAUCUUUGAAGAUGCCUUGGAAACCCUCUCUGUGCCUUCUCGUGUAGAUAUGGCAACAAGCAGCCAACACUUCUCAUCGUUUGAUACAAAACAGGCAUCCGGACAGCACCGAACAUCUAAUGUGAAAAGGUCACUGUCAACCAAGGUGGAUCUCAGGAGUGGCCUGGAAGAAUGUGCAAUGGCACUGAACUUAUUUCUAAGUAACAAAUUUACAGAUGCCUUAGAAUUGCUUCGACCAUGGGCUAAGGACAGCAUGUACCAUGCCUUGGGCUACAGUACCAUUGUGGUGCUGCAGGCCGUCAUGACCUUCGAGCAACAGGACAUCCAAAAUGGCAUUUCUGCCAUGAAGGACGCCUUACAAACUUGCCAAAAAUACAGGAAAAAAUGCACAGUCGUAGAAUCUUUCUCAAGUCUUCUUUCUAGAGGAUCAUUGGAACAGCUGACUGAAGAGGAAAUGCAUGCCGAAAUCUGUUAUGCCGAGUGCCUCCUACAGAAAGCAGCCCUCACGUUUGUGCAGGAUGAAAAUAUGAUCAACUUCAUCAAAGGUGGACUCAAAAUUAGAACAAGUUACCAAAUAUAUAAAGAAUGUCUUUCUAUCCUGCACGUAAUUCAGAAGAACAAAAUUGAGCAGCGGUUCUUCUAUGAGUUUGAAGGUGGCGUCAAGCUUGGAAUAGGGGCCUUUAAUUUGAUGCUGUCCCUUUUACCAGCACGGAUUAUCAGACUACUAGAAUUUAUAGGAUUUUCUGGAAAUAGGGAGUUGGGCAUCCUGCAGUUACGGGAAGGUGCCUUAGGAAGAAGCAUGAGGUCUCCACUAUGCUGCUUAACUAUACUAGCUUUUCAUACUUAUAUCUCCCUGAUACUUGGUACAGGAGAAGUGAAUGUUGCGGAAGCAGAGAGUCUCCUUGAACCCUACCUCCAGCAGUUUCCAAAUGGUUCCCUCAUGUUGUUUUAUCAUGGCCGGAUAGAGCUGCUGAAAGGAAAUGUGGAAGAGGCACAAGAGAUAUUUCGAAAAUGCAUUUCAGUUCAAGAAGAAUGGAAACAGUUUCACCAUCUCUGUUACUGGGAGCUGAUGUGGAUUUUUGUAUUCCAACAAAACUGGAGGGAGGCAUAUUACUAUUCAGAUCUGCUUUGCAAAGAGAGUAAAUGGUCCAAGGCAACAUAUGUGUUCUUGAAAGCUGCAAUUUUGAGUAUGCUUCCAGAGGAAGAUGUAGGAGCAACUAAAGAGGAUGUGGUAACUUUAUUUAGACAGGUGGAUGGCUUGAAGCAGAGAAUUGCUGGGAAAUCGAUCCCUACUGAGAAGUUUGCUGUGAGGAAGGCUCGACGUUACUCUCCCUCGUUGCCUGCACCCGUGAAGCUCGUCUUGCCUGCCCUGGAAAUGAUGUAUGUUUGGAAUGGUUUUCCACUAGUGAGCAAAAGAAAAGAUCUUUCUGAAAGUCUGUUGGUGACUGUUGAAAAGGCUGAGGCAGAUCUACAGAGUGAAAGGAAACAAGUGGAUGAGAAGGCUCAAGAAACUGGGACCCAAAGGAGGAACUCAAAGUUUGUACUAUUUAACAAAGAACCAAAACAACACUCCAGCGACUACUCUGUAGAUGAUGAAUGCUUAGUGAAGUUGCUGAAAGGAUGCUGCCUGAAGAACUUACAGCGGCCUUUGCAAGCGGAAUUGUGUUUCAAUCACGUUGUCCAAAGUGAAAAGCUACUGAAGUAUGACCACUACCUAGUGCCAUUUACUCUGUUUGAGUUGGCAUUUUUGUAUAAAAACCAAGGGGAAAUUGACAAGGCCAUAAAGGUCCUAGAAACUGCAAGAAAUAACUACAAAGAUUACUCACUGGAGUCCAGACUACACUUCAGAAUUCAGGCAGCUCUUCACCUCUGGAAAAAACCUUCCUCAGAUUGAUCAGAACAUGAAGGAUGGAAUUUUCUCUCAAUUAGUACCGGCAUCUGCUAUAGAUUAGACCUUGUAUUAAAGUGGAAAAAUGAUCUUGUGAAUGUGAGACAAAAAACUAAUUUUACUGUCAAUAUUUUCUAUCACCUGUGUGGUUUACUAUUGGCCUACAUAAAUGGGUUUUUUUUCCUAUGGAAUGAUGUUCAAUAAUAUCUAGAAAACUCUUAUAUUCUGCAUCUCCAAAAAGAAUUUCAUAUCCGAUUUGAAUUGGAGAGUGAAAAGUCUUUUAAAAGGACUCGCAGGUACAGUAAAGUAUAAUUAGAUUAUUUAUUUUUUUAAUGUGGAAAUGAAUAUUGUGUAAGUAGCAAAUGGCUUACAACCUAAGCAUUUUUAGCAUGUUGGUCAGUUAAACUUCAGAGAUAUUUUGUUGCCUAGCAUUUAAGUUUCAGAGGGGAAAUAAGAAUCACCUACAUUCAAAAUAGCUCAAUAACUUUCCGAAAACUCCUGAAAAAGACAGGCAAUGGGUGUGAACAGGACAGGUGAUGUAGGUAAUAGGUUGAAAGACCUGUAUCUAGAAAAGGUGAUGAAAUGUUAUUGUUUUUUAUUCUUCAUGUAAGUUGCAGGUGGUGACAGUUCUGAGAGACUAUCCUGUGUUUUUGUUGUUGUUGUUGUUGUUUUUGCGAUACGCGGGCCUCUCACUGUUGUGGCCUCUCCCGUUGCGGAGCACAGGCUCCGGAUGUGCAGGCUCAGUGGCCAUGGCUCACGGGCCCAGCCGCUCCGCGGCAUGUGGGAUCUUCCCAGACCGGGGCACGAACCCACAUCCCCUGCAUCGGCAGGCGGACUCUGAACCACUGCGCCACCAGGGAAGCCCUAUCCUGUUUUUGAAUGUACUUAAGUCUGUUAUUAUUAUAACAAAAUUCAAAAAAAUUCCAUGUAUCUAAAGGGAAAAGAAGUUAUAUUUUAGAAAAUUUCCUUAACCUUAACAAUGAGCGCCUAAAAUAUAUACGUUGACUAUUUUUCUUAUAAAGUUCCUGCUGCUUUCAAUGAUAUGUAAAAUAAUAAUUUUUACACUUGUAAUGUUGGUGUGUAAGGUCUAAUCUGCUCAUUUCUCUAGCACUGUGAUGGUUCCUUGUAAAUAUCUGGACUGUGCUUAGUCCUUUAAUUUGCAAACACAAUCAGGGCAUGGAGUGGAAGAGAGCCAGCUCUGUGGUCCUGGCUCUGCUGUCGGCAGUUACCGGGGUGACCUUUAGGGAGUUCUGUGCUCUCUCCAUCGCCAUAUUUUCUUCAUCUGUGAAAUGGAAAAAGAACAGAUGAAUUUCAAGGUCUCUUUUCGUUUUAUAACUGUGGGUCUGAGGCUGAGAUAUUUAUUUUCAGCAAACAAUGUUAAAAUGUUUAAUCCAGAUCAUUCCCACUUAGUGUGUGUUUUAUUUUACAAUCAUCACUGCCCUCCCCAGCCCCUCAGCUCUCCAAUAUGUAUGUGCAGUGGCUGAGGACAAGACUGCAUCCAGAGCGACAAAAAACAGUUCAUGAAUCGAUGAAUCAGGGUUCUGUCUUAUUUCUAUUUUGAAGAAUAACUUGUCUUGGAAGCCUCUGCAGUUUAACAAAAACAGCCCAGAUUGGCAGUCAGGAGCCGAGUUCUAUUAGUUAAUAAUAUUUCCUCUACGUGGAGCAAGUCAUUGACCCUUUCUGACACUCAGUUUCCCUGGUGGGGAUGGCAACACAGAGCUUGGUGUUUGUGAGGGCUGUAUUAGACAAUGCAUAUGAUAGCUUUUUAUAAACUGAAAGGCUGCAUGAAUAUGAGUUGUUGUAAUAGUUACGGUUUUUAUGUAUGUAUUACAGUAUCAAAACAAAAGUAUUGGCUUGAGUCUGUGGUCUCUGAUAUAAAAUGAAAGUGUGGAGAUUCAAACAAGUUUAAAUUUAUUUGAAGUGUUUGGCACUGACAUGAGCUCACAUUGUGAAUUUGCUCCUUGCUGUUUAUUCCCUGCUAUAUGAGCCUGUAUCCAGCAGGUAUUUGGUCUUGUUUUCUUUAAGGUACUAAUUCUUGGCCAAUACUGAGGAUGUUUUUCCAGUGGAAAAUGAUGAAUAGAACUCAACUCGGAGUUCCACCCCUUCAGAUAAUAUUGGUGGUAGAUUCAUCGUGUGCUAUUAAUAGGAAUUAUAUAACUUUACAUUAGGACCAAAUAAAAGAGAAAAUAACUGUCAUUACAAUUAGUAAGGGAAAAUCUGUUCAAAAAUUUCUUUGAAUAUUACUUGGAAAAAAAAGUCUCCAAAGUUCUUAGAAGAGUUUUGGUAGCAUUAUUAUUAUUAUUUUUUAAUAAUUAAAAAAAACGGUCAUAUUGCUUUUGUGAGAAGCUACAAGUCAGAGCAAAAGUGAGUAAAAAAUGCACUUUCUGGUAUGAAAUGGAAACGAUUUAAGGUAAUGGUAGUUAUUUUUGUUUUAUUUUAACUCUGCAUUACCAAAACAAAUAUAAAAAUUCAUA
Molecule: messenger RNA, 4580 nt
Organism: Delphinapterus leucas (beluga whale)
Lineage: Eukaryota; Metazoa; Chordata; Mammalia; Artiodactyla; Monodontidae
Source: RefSeq, a predicted model, not a curated record